This is a messenger RNA of Toxorhynchites rutilus septentrionalis, 4852 nucleotides long. RefSeq lists its product as uncharacterized. Lineage: Eukaryota; Metazoa; Arthropoda; Insecta; Diptera; Culicidae. Bases 485 to 4852 code for a protein of 1455 amino acids. The transcript has 2 exons. The record is from RefSeq and is a predicted model, not a curated record.
UCGGCUUACCGAUGUGAUGCGAGGAACCUUGCGCCGAAAUGUCAACUGAUUCAAUGACUGACAGAUGCGGACAGAGAGAGAGAGGAAUUGUUAUAUUAAAAAGUGACAUGCAAAAUAAGAAACGUGCUUACUAAAUCUAAAGUUAUCUUUCCUAAAAUUAUAUGCGAUAUCUUCUUAAAACUAGCUUACAAUAACCUUAUCCUAUUGAUUAUAUUUAAACCUACUGCUGAACAUUGAAAUUGCUAUACAACUAGCAUAAACUGAAUUAUUCAGCACAUUCAUUAUCGCGGUCGCAGGAUUUGACCAUUGUUCGGUGCACUUGAUGGGCUGAAACUAAUUUUGUAAGUCUUGAAAUAUGAUGCUGUUUGUUCAUUUCAAAUAAAAAUAUUAUUUACAGUUUGAGCUGAUUAAACCAAAACGAGCUGCUACAAAAUUUAGUUGUUCUACUGUAUAUCCGAACAAAUCUCAAAAAAAUUAUAACGAGAUGACUGGAGAAUGCAAGAAGUGCCACGGUCCGGACAAUGACCAAAUGGUAGCCUGUGAUGAGUGUUCCAGUUGGUACCAUUUCGCGUGUGUGGGUGAGUCCCCAGGGGUAGCGAAACGCCCAUUCUGCUGCUCCGAAUGCACGGAAGCUAGAAAGAAGAAAAACAAAAAGACAAGCAAAGUUGAUUCAGCGAAGCUGUUGGAACCCAGAGAUAAAAAAGCGGUAUCAUUAACUGGAGCUUCAUCGAGCAAAAGCGUCACAUCUAAAAUACAUGCUAGUGAGACUUGUCAAAAGAAAACGGCUAAACAGUCAAAACCCUUGGAGGAAAGUGAUGCAAAAUCCGUCGUAACCCAUUCCAGUCGUACAUCGCGAUCACGAUUGGAACUGGAAUUUAAUCGUAUGGCGGAAGAGUUAGUUUUGCGAGAAAAGCAGCUACAGGAUGAGAAAGCGAUUAAGGAUAAAAAGUUGGAAAUCGAUCGUUUCUUCCUUCAAAAGAAGUUGGCACAAGAAAAGGAGCUGAGAGAGAAGGAACUCGCUCAGGAGAAAGAACUACUUGAGCAGCAAUUGAAGGACCAUAUCGAAUUUCGAGACCGUCAACGCCUGCUGCGUGAAAGGUUUCAGAAAGAAAAAUAUGAAAUUUUAUCAGCCAAUUUGGACGAGGAAGGGGCGGUUGGAGGCGAUAUUGGAGAUACUCUACCGGGCGAAGAUGAGGAACAAGAUAAUGAGCAUAAGGUUCAAGACUGGUUAAAUAAAGAAGGAAACCAGAAAAUUCAUAAGCGACAUCCAAAGGUUCCUGAAGUGCCUUCCGUUGUUACGUCAAACCGAACCAAAGAAUCAUCCAAGAUUUCGUGCAAAAGACGGGAUGAUUCAAGCAGUGACUCGUUGGAAGCAAGCAACUCGGAGGGAGAACAAUUCGAUCGUGAGUCUGACCACAGUAAAAUCCCUGGCAGACAUUAUGGACCAAAUAAGGCACAACGAGCAGCCCGCCAAAUUCUUUCAAAAAGGCUUCCCAUAUUCACCGGAAAAUUAGAGGAGUGGCCGCUGUUUUACAGCAGUUUUGUCAAUUCUACAGAAGCGUGUGGAUUUUCACACAUUGAGAAUUUAGUACGCUUGCAGGAAUGCCUGAAAGGGCCCGCACUUGAGGCUGUUCGUAGUAGGCUGCUGCUACCACAGGCCGUACCUCGAGUUAUUGAGACGCUCCGCAUGCUAUAUGGACGUCCUGAGCAAUUGAUCCAUACGCUCCUGAACAAGGUACGGAAAACAGAUUCGCCGAGAGCGGAUCGUUUGGAAACGUUUAUUCCGUUCGGAAUCGCAGUACAAGAACUUUGCGAUUAUUUGGAGGCUGCACGGUUCCAUGAUCACCUCGUUAACCCUCUGCUCAUCCAAGAGCUGGUGGACAAACUCCCAGCACCCACUAAGCGAGAGUGGGUGCAGUUCAAACGUUUUGAAAAGCCUGUCACACUGCGCACAUUUGCUCAGUUUACAUCAAAAUUAGUCGCCGAAGCUAGUGAAGUCACACUCGUAAUGGAUACAAAAACAAAAUCCGCCAAGGGGAGAGGAAAUGAAAAAGGAUUUGUAAGCACGCAUUCAGGUGAGCAAAGCGUGCCUUCUGUUAAACGUAGUAGCCAAUGCCGAAUAUGUCAGAAGGGUGACCACCGGGUGCGAAAUUGUGAAGAUUACCGUCGUCUAAAUCUAGCAGAACGUGUGAGGAUCAUGAAUCAACAGAAGCUUUGUGAACGAUGCUUAAACGAACAUGAGGGUUGGUGCAGAUUUAAAAUUACUUGUAACGUCGGCGAAUGUCGGCAGCACCACCAUCCUCUGGUUCAUCGAGAACGAUCGUCUGGUUCAUCGAAUCACCAUCCUGCUUUGGCACCGACUAAUGGAAUCAACUGUGCACAUGUCAACACUUCAGUAUCAAUCAUCUUCAGAAUCGUUCCAGUUACAUUAUUCAAUGGAACGAGGUCUUUGAACACGCUUGCAUAUUUGGACGAAGGAUCAUCACUUACUCUUAUUGAGCAAAGCCUCAUUCGUGAUUUGAGAGCCAGUGGAAUAUCGCAACCUUUGAAACUUCGUUGGACCGGGAAUAUUGUUCGUCAAGAGCCCAACUCAGAAUGUGUAUCUUUGGAGAUUAGUGGGUUGGACAAAGGUCAACGGUUUGACUUAAAGGAGGCGCAUACCGUGGAGAGAUUAUGCCUACCCAAACAAAAAAUCAACCUCCGUGAGAUUAUACGCCAACAUCAUCAUUUGAACGGUGUGGAUACAGCCGACCUAACUGGAGCUCAACCCAAACUCCUAAUUGGACUAGAUAAUGCCUACCUACUAGCACCUUUGGAGUCCCGUGUAGGAAAUCCAGAUGAACCGAUUGGCGUUAGAUCGCAUCUGGGAUGGUCGGUCUAUGGACCUAGGCAAACCACGACGUCAGAUGCAUAUAUCGGACAUCAUGAUGAAUGUUCCAAUGAGGACCUGCAUAAGCUGAUGCGCAAAUAUUUCAUGAUCGAAGAACAGGAGGGAACAGUUCAUCAACUUCCUGAAUCUGAUGUAGACCGCCGAGCUAGAGAAAUCAUGCAGAAGACGACUAUUAAACUGGACGGUUUCUACGAAACGGGCCUAGUUUGGAGGUUGGACGAUUUUUCAUUCCCAGAUAGUCUCCCGAUGGCAUUACAGCGACUUCGAAGCUUGGAACGCCGUCUGAAUAAAAAUCCGACAUUAGACCAACGAGUUCGACAGCAGAUCCAAGAAUACCAGGACAAAAAAUACAUUCACAAGGUGACCGCCGAGGAAUUAGCUAACGCGAAUCCAGCUCGAGUGUGGUAUUUACCCAUCAAUGUCGUUUUGAAUCCCAAAAAACCGGAUAAAGUACGAUUGGUUUGGGACGCAGCUGCACAAGUGCAAGGAGUGUCUUUAAAUUCCAUGUUACUUGCUGGCCCUGAUUUGUUGGUUCCACUGCCUGCAGUUCUUCAACCAUUCAGGGAGCGAGAAGUCGGUUUCGGAGGUGAUCUGAAAGAGAUGUUUCACCGGUACAAAAUUCGUGAUGCCGACAAGCAAGCUCAGCGCUUCGUGUUCCGCACCAACCGCGAAGGACAACCGGAGAUCUUCAUCAUGGAUGUUGGAACGUUUGGCGCUUCUUGCUCCCCAGCAUCGGCUCAAUACAUCAAGAACCACAACGCCUCCCAAUACGCGGAACAUUUUCCAGAGGCAUCUCGUGCUAUCAUUCGUCAGCAUUAUGUUGAUGAUUACCUCGACAGUGCUGACACCGUCGAGGAGGCUGUGGAGCGCGCUAGACAGGUCCGAUUUAUUCAUUCGCAAGCGGGGUUUAUUGUCCAUAAGUGGAUUUCGAAUUCACAAGUAUUUCUCGAAGAAAUUGGAGAACGUGAGUCGGUCGACAAGGUAUCUCUCCAUCUAGACGAAGAAGCUGUGGAACGUGUUCUAGGGCUUAUCUGGUGGCCCAAGGAAGAUGUCUUCAUGUUCUCAACCGCUGUACGAGAAAAUCUAUCCCCGUAUCUACUUGCUUCGGAUAGACCAACGAAGAGAAUAGCGCUCAGUUGCAUUAUGAGCCUUUUCGACCCUUUGGGCUUGCUAGCACCCUUCACCCUACAUGGAAAAAUAUUAUUACAGGAUCUGUGGAGGAGCGGCUGCGGAUGGGACCAGCAUAUUAAUGACGAUUGCUUCGAAAAAUGGACGUGGUGGAGAAAGUCACUCUCAGGAGUUGAGAAGCUGAAGAUACCUCGAUGCUAUUUAAAAGGAGCUCCACCGUCAGCUUACGAUACCGUACAACUUCACGUUUUCUGUGACGCCAGCUCACAAGCAUAUGGUUGCGCUGCAUACUUCCGUUUAGAAACACGUUUUGGGAUCGUUUGCAGUUUGGUGAUGGCUAAAACCAAAGUAGCUCCCCUGAAGCAACUUUCAAUUCCUCGAAUGGAGCUUCAGGCAGCUGUUCUUGGGGCUCGAUUGUCGAAUACGGUUGUUGCAAACCAUAAAAUAAAAAUCUCGAAACGCAUACUCUGGUCGGAUUCUAAAACUGUGCUAUCCUGGAUUCAGUCCGAUCAAAGGAGAUAUAAACCUUUCGUCGGAUUCAGGAUUGGAGAAAUUCUGCAAGAAACAUCCGUUGACGAAUGGCGGUACAUACGAACAAAGAUGAACAUUGCAGAUAUAAUUACCAAAAAACGGAAAGAAAGUACUUUAACCUCAGACGGAGCGUGGUUUCGUGGACCGAAAAUAUUGUACUCACCAGAAGCAAACUGGACAACAAUAAACGAUACCAGAUACACCAGAGGAGCUACGCGCAUGUCAUCUGUUCCACGGAGCAGAACUGAGUUUGGGAUCAAUUAUCGAUGUCACUCGUAUAUCUCGGUGGAACGUACUGCUUAG